AUGAUAGGAGGUGACAAAAUUAUCAUCUACUACGGAAAGAAAUACCCCUUCGUAUGUAGAACAAUACUUAACGUACAUAAGAUUCUCAGUCAAAAGGAGAACGUAGAGGGAAGAAGUAACCACUUUCCGAAUGACAAAGUAAAAUUUGUCAAGGACGAAAAUGUAGAAGAAAUAAAGGUAGAGUUUGUCAACAAAGCAGAAGAAGAAAACGGAGAUAAGUGCAUAAAUACCACGGACAAAAUAUUUGCAAAGACUUUAGACGAAAUAUUGCAAACAAAGUUAUACCAUUCAUUCUGUGAGAAUAACAAAAAAGAAGACAAACAGACAGACGUCUAUGUACAAGCACAGUACGACGAAUGGGUAGACUAUUUCAGGAACAAACAUAUGCAAAAGGAAAUACUAAUAAUUUGUGAGUACGUAAAUAAACACCUCCAUUUAAAUACCUUUAUAUGCGGCGAGUAUUUAACCCUAUCAGAUUUAUAUGUGUAUUACGAAAUGUACAGAUAUUUUAAUGUGGCCAAUUGUUACAAUGUGAAGUACACAAAACAGUUUAGGAAUAUCAAUAGGUGGUUCAAGUUAAUCAACUGUUUAGUGAAUUAUCCAGAUGAAGAGUUAAGCACAAUGGUAAAGAAGGAACUAGAAAAGAACCAAGUAAAUAUUACAAAAGAUGCAAAUAGCAAACAAUUGUUAAAACAGAAAACUGUGUGCACUUCCUAUGGUGGUAAAUUAGAAAAUGCAGAAAAGGGAAAUGUAAUUACGAGGUUUCCUCCAGAACCAUCGGGAUACUUACAUAUUGGCCAUGCCAAAGCAGCUUUCCUCAACAGUUAUUAUGCAAAUAUGUAUGAGGGAAAAAUGCUACUCCGUUUUGAUGAUACAAACCCAGUUUUGGAAGACAUAAAGUUUGAGACAUCCAUCAUGGAAGAUCUAGAAAAUUUAGGAUUAAAAUAUGAAAAGAUUAGCUACACAUCAGACUAUUUUGCAGAUCUAGAGGAUUACUGCAUUAAGUUAAUAAAAAUGGGAAAGGCAUAUGCAGAUGAUACGAAUGUAGAAGAAAUGAGGAAUCAGAGAGGGGAAGGAAUUGAAUCCCGAAAUAGAGAGAACAGCGUAGAACAGAAUCUACAAUUGUUUGAAGAAAUGCGUAAGGGAACCGAAAUUGGACAGAAGAAUUGUAUUCGUGCAAAAAUUGAUAUGCAGAGUAAGAACAAAUGCAUGCGAGAUCCCGUGUUAUACAGAUGCAUAGUAGAUACACCUCAUCACAGACACGGGUUCAAGUUCAAGUGCUACCCCACGUACGAUUUUGCAUGCCCUAUAAUUGAUUCCAUUGAAGGAGUAACGCACGCAUUGAGAACGAACGAAUACAGUGACCGCAUAGAACAAUACAACUGGAUUAUUACAACCUUCCAGUUGAGAAAAGUAUACAUUUACGAAUUUAGUAGAAUCUCUUUUGUCAGAACGGUUAUGUCAAAGAGGAAGUUAAAAUGGUUUGUUGAAAAUAAGGUUGUGGAUGGAUGGCUAGAUCCACGUAUGCCCACUAUCAAAGGGAUCCUCAGAAGAGGAUUAACGAAAGAAGCCUUGUUCCAAUUUAUACUAGAACAAGGACCCUCCAAAUCAGGAAAUCUCAUGCAAUGGGAUAAACUAUGGUCCAUCAACAAACAAAUAAUCGACCCAAUCAUCCCCAGGUUUGCAGCAGUAGAUAAAAAAAAAGGAGUUAUUCUUAAAUUAACAGACUUGACCGAGGACAUUGUCGAAAAGACGAGAGAUCUACACAUGAAAAAUAAAUCCCUUGGCACAUGCUCCAUGCUUUAUACCAACCGUUUCUUUAUCGAAUUGGAGGAUGCACAAACGUUAGGAGAGCAAGAAGAAAUUACCCUCAUCAAACUAGGAAAUGUUAUCAUCACCAGUAUUGUAAAAGGGGACGACAAUGAUAAUGGAACAGAUACCCCAGUCAUUAAGGAAGUCAUCGGAAAAUCCAAUUUCGAUGGAGACUUCAAAACGACAAAAAAAAAAAUACACUGGGUGCCAUACAUACCCGAAAAAUUAAUCACCUGUACGCUUUACGAAUAUGACCACUUAAUUACCGUUGACAAAUUUGAAAAUGAUAAUAAGGAAGACUGGACUAAAUUUAUCAACUCCAAUAGCAAGUACGAAACGGUGGUGUACUCCGAACCAGCCAUCACCUCCCUUAAAGUGUCAGACAGAUUUCAGUUCGAAAGAAGGGGGUACUUCAUUGUCGACAAGGUUGUGGACAACCACCUUCAUUUGAUUAAAAUCCCCGACGGAAAAUCCAAAAACAUGUCUAUUAUCAGUUCCAAGGUAAACCCCCAAAAUUUGGCCGGCACCAAAACUAAGGUCCCAGACGCUCUGGAGAAGUCUGCCAAGGGGGACCAAGCUGUCGAAGCGAAGAAGUAG
Plasmodium knowlesi strain H is the source of this 2409-nucleotide messenger RNA. RefSeq names its product glutamate--tRNA ligase, putative. The record is from RefSeq and is a predicted model, not a curated record. Gene Ontology annotation, cellular component: cytosol; cytoplasm; methionyl glutamyl tRNA synthetase complex. Gene Ontology annotation, molecular function: ATP binding; glutamate-tRNA ligase activity. The coding region runs from base 1 to 2409 and encodes 802 amino acids. NCBI's taxonomy places the organism in Eukaryota, Apicomplexa, Aconoidasida, Haemosporida, Plasmodiidae. The transcript has a single exon. Gene Ontology annotation, biological process: translation; glutamyl-tRNA aminoacylation.